Molecule: messenger RNA, 3231 nt
Organism: Henningerozyma blattae CBS 6284
Lineage: Eukaryota; Fungi; Ascomycota; Saccharomycetes; Saccharomycetales; Saccharomycetaceae
Exons: 1
Coding region: 1-3231 (1076 amino acids)
Molecular function (GO): phosphatidylinositol binding
Source: RefSeq, a predicted model, not a curated record
AUGCAGAAUCAAGUGUUAACACCUUCUCAAGAGCAUUUCUUGAAGAAAGAGCUACUGAAAUCUCAAAUCAGAACUGAAUUCUUACAGUUGAAUGAAAUCAAUGGGUUGAGAAAUUUUGGUUAUCCAUUUUCGAAUAUAGAUCCAAAAUUGAAAAAAUAUCAUCAUUCACACUCACAUACUAAUGAAAAUGCUAGUAUAAUAUCAAAUAAGGAUUCUAUAAGCCCGUCUAAAUCAAAAAAUAUGGAAAAUGCAAAAUCUUUAGAUGGUAAAGUGACACUUUCUAAUUCACCAAUGCUAGGAUUCUUCUUACAAGAAUUCAUCAUAUCUUUCCCUCUAUUUUCUCAAGAUAUGAUCCGGGAUUUGAAAUUCUGGCAAGAGAAGAUUCAAGUUUUUUUCGAAUAUUUCAUGAAUAUGAAAUUAUCAGAUACUUUUAUUAAGCAAAAGUUAACUACUAGGAAAAAUGUUUCAAAUUUGUUAAUUAACCUUUUAAAAUUGAUUUACAAUUCAGGUUUAUCUACUACAAGUGAACUUCUUUACUAUAAAGAUAAAAAGAUAAAAGAUAGGAAAAAUUAUUCUACUACGGAGGAAAACAUUUUACCUAUUGAUGAUAUUAACAAGUAUUUUAAUACAAUAGAUCCUAUAUAUAUAAAUGGUUGGGAUAUCAAUAUAAUAGCGGUGAUAGAAGAUAAUCCAACUACUUCCGCAUCAACUACCACUUCUGAUUCAUUAUCAUCUACUUCGUCUUCUGCUACUGAUUAUAUUUUUUCUACUCCUAAAUGGGUUAAAUCAACGUUUAAUUUAACUGCUUCCACUUCAAAUAAUCUUUUUUCUAAAUUAUCAAUCUCUGAUUCUACAAGUUCUAAUAAUUCUUCCAAUUCAAAUUAUAAAUACCUUAUAAAGAUUGAAAAAAAACAAUUUAAGAAUCAUAAAAGAGUUAUUAAGGUAUUUUACAUUUGGAAAACGUUUCAAGAUUUUAAACUGUUAGUUCAUGAUCUAAAAAAUGAAUUUCCAAGUAAAAAAUUGCCUAUUCUACCACGUCAUAAACAUAAGAAAGAUACCUCUACCAUAAACCAAACUUCAAAUGCAUCACAAUCCACUCCAAAUUUAAAUUUGAAUUCUAAUUCAUUGCAAAUACCAUCUGCUAAUACGAGUACAAGAGCAAGAGCAAAUUCACGAGCAACUUCGAAUUCAAAUACAUCAAUCCAUAGUAAUAAAGAAAAAAAUAAUUCUAGUUCAGAUUUAGAUGAUGAAGAAUCUGAAAUUGAUGACCUUAAUCAAGACGAGAAUAUUGAAGAGCCUCUCUUUGGGAAUAAAAGAUUAUUAUUAAGACAAUAUUUAAGAAAAUUAUUAAAUAAUAAAGAAAUUUCUCAAUCUAAAAUUUUAAUUGAUUUUUUAACCCUUAAUUCCAUUGAUGAAAAAACAUUAUUUGACAAAAAUAAGAAUAAAAAUUUAAUUGGUAAAAUUAAUAAUAACCAAUUAACUGAUAUUAAAAAUUUCGAAACUGAAUUAUUUCAAAGAAAGCUUUACAUAACAAAGAUUAAUAAGAUUUUGAAAAAUUUUAAUACUUUUAAAAAAUUAUUAUUACGAGACAAACAAUUUUUAUUUUUAAUAUCAAAUGAAUUAAAAGAGAAAAAUAGCAUUCAAAAAUUAUCUAAUGAAUUCAAAUCUUUAAUAGAUUGGUUUAAAUUAUUUUUAUCGUUCACGAUUUAUAAAGUCUUUAUUGGGAAUACGGAUAAAAAUAGCCAUGGGUUUUAUAAUCAAAUUAGAAGAUUACAUAAAUUAAUGCCAUAUGCAAUGAUGUCACAAAUUUUGAAAAUUUCAAAUCCAAUGGUUAUAAUGAAAAGUUUAAUUGACUUAUUCCUUGUGAGUCCAUUUGGUAAUUACUCACUCUUACAAUCAAUGUUUUCAACAAUUCUAAAUGAAGAUUUAAAACAUCAAUCUAAGAUUAUUAAAAAAUUAGAAAUGAAAAUUAUCCAAGAAAAUAAACAUUCUUCAAAAUUAAUUAAGCCUUUAAAACAUUUCAUUAUUAAAGAUGAAAGAUAUAAUAAAAUUGACUUUACUAAUGAAACAAAUGACUCUUCUAAUUCUUUACCUGUUUGUUUUACAGUUUUAAAUGAAAUGUUAAAAUUAAAAUUAAUUACCAAAGAGUUGGUUAAUGAAUUGAAAUAUUCGUAUAAUUUAUGGAAUGCAGAAAAUAUUGAAAAUGAAACUCUUGAAGAUGAUUUUGAUGAUGAUUAUGAUUCUACAGAUAUUACCAUGAUGAAAACGCAAAAUUCUAAAAAAUCAAGUUCUAAACUUACAAAAUCUUCUUCUUCAUCAACAUUAAAUUCUUCUACUUCUACGAUAAAGAAAUCUACGACAAAGAAAAUUAUUAUUAAAAGUUCAUAUUAUCAAUCUUUCCAAGAGUUAUUUAGAUUGUAUAUUAAAGAAAGAGAUAAAAAAAUUAUGAGGAAAAUGUGGCAAGAUCCAGAAUUAACACAAUUAUUGAAAUAUUUCAUUAAUUUAAUUUAUGAUCCAAUGGUUCAAAUCUUUAAAAUUAUGAAAGCUGAUGUGGGUUUAAAAAUCUUUGAGAAAUUUAUGAAUGAUUUAAUUAGACUAAUAGAUUCAGUAAUUAAUGAUGGUAACGAAAUUUAUACUCAAGCAAAUGUUAUCAAAAGUAUUAAUGACUUAAUUGAUAAACAUCAAGAUGCAUUUUAUGAUUUAAUUCAUGAAAUGUAUGUCAAAGAUAAAGAUGGUGUUAUUGAUGGUUAUGUUGUCUGGAUAAAUAAAUUACUUGGAUUUCUAAAAAGUAGUAAAUUUGGUAAUGAUGAUGAUAAAAAAGUUGAUUUGAAUAAAAUAUUGGAAGAAUGCGACGAUAUUAUAGAUAUUAAUUUAAUCAUUGAACAAAUUAAUAAUAUCAUUGAUAGAAAAGUUCAAUUAAAAAUUCUAAAAAAUCAAAUCCUUUUGAAGAAGAAAGCUCAAGUUUUUUCAAAUUUUGAUUCUAAUUAUGAUGAAAAUACAAAUUUUGAUAACCAUCAGUUAUCAACAGAUAGUAAUAAAGAAAAUUUUGUUGAAAGUGAUACAGAUAAUACAAAAAAUAAAUCUGAAAUGUUAAAAGAUUUGAAACGAACUCAAAGAAAAUAUGCUAAAUUAUUACACACUGAACUUGAUAAGUCAGAAAUAACUAAAUUUGAAAAGACUGUUAUGAUUACCACUUUUACGGAUAUUUUAUCCAAUUCACCAUUAGGUUAA